AUGGGACAGUGUUGCUCAGGUCUUGGUGGAACAAGGUCAUCGGGGUCUAAUGAGCAGACUCGACUUUUGGCUCAGGACAGUGACAGUCCUCUUAAUCUACGACUACAGACAAGCGGAUAUGACUCCAUACCAGACAUGAAUACAGAGUCUUCACCCACUGAAGUAACAAUAGUACAGGACAAACUCAAAACCGUCGUUCAAGCUACAGCAGAGCACUUGAUGGAUAUUUCUUCGAUCAGGAUGCUGGAUAGACUUGAGAAUAACUAUGCUGUUCAGCGAUCGGCUGAAUAUAGACGGGCUUUGGAAAAUGCACCACAGGACGAUAUCGUCAAGGAACUUCGUCUGAAGCGACACCCUCAAACACUAAUCCAGCUAAAUCCCAGUACCUUAAUCGCUCCCAUCACCACCUCAUCUGGCCAUUCCAUCAGUAUACACAGCUUACCUUCCACAACUUCAGUUGAGCAAAAUGAAAUUGAUCAGUUUGCGGACUAUUGCUCAAAAAUCUCAUUGGCGUUGAAUAAUCUCAAGGCAAAGGAUACCGAAGUUCUGAUUGUUCCUAUAUCUUGA
Batrachochytrium dendrobatidis JAM81 is the source of this 567-nucleotide messenger RNA. RefSeq lists its product as uncharacterized. The record is from RefSeq and is a predicted model, not a curated record. Gene Ontology annotation, biological process: lysosome organization; regulation of receptor recycling; endosomal transport. The transcript has 5 exons. Lineage: Eukaryota; Fungi; Chytridiomycota; Chytridiomycetes; Rhizophydiales. Bases 1 to 567 code for a protein of 188 amino acids. Gene Ontology annotation, cellular component: membrane raft; Ragulator complex; late endosome membrane.